Ochotona curzoniae (black-lipped pika) is the source of this 982-nucleotide messenger RNA. It is a transcript of the gene SLC48A1, whose product is annotated as solute carrier family 48 member 1. NCBI's taxonomy places the organism in Eukaryota, Metazoa, Chordata, Mammalia, Lagomorpha, Ochotonidae. The transcript is spliced from 3 exons. Gene Ontology annotation, biological process: heme transport. Gene Ontology annotation, cellular component: lysosomal membrane; plasma membrane. Gene Ontology annotation, molecular function: heme binding; heme transmembrane transporter activity. The record is from RefSeq and is a predicted model, not a curated record. Bases 44 to 484 code for a protein of 146 amino acids.
CCUGCGCCCGCCGCGCUCGCCGCCGCUCGCAGCCUGGCAGUCCAUGGCCCCGACGCGGCUGCAGCUGGGCCUUCGCGCCGCCUACGCCGGCUUCAGCUCGGUGGCCGGCUUCUCCAUCUUCGUCGUCUGGACCGUGGUCUACAGGCAGCCGGGGACCGCGGCCAUGGGGGGACUUGCAGGUGUCCUGGCGCUGUGGGUUUUGGUCACGCACGUCAUGUACAAGCAGGACUACUGGAGGACCUGGCUCAAGGGGUUACGUGGCUUCUUCUUCGUGGGUGUCUUCUUCGCCACUGUCUCCAUGGCUGCCUUCUGCACCUUUCUCACGCUGGCCAUCACUCAGCACCAUAGCCUCACGGACCCCAGCAGCUACUACCUGUCCUGCGUGUGGAGCUGCGUGUCCUUCAAGUGGGCCUUCCUGCUGGGCUUGUAUGCCCACCGCUACCGCGCAGACUUUGCCGACAUCAGCAUUCUCAGCGACUUCUGACCUAGCCCUGCCCAUGUGGACCCUGGGAGAGGGCUGGCGAGGGCCACUCACCCUCAGGGUGGGCACUGGCAGGCAGCAGCGCUGGUCCCAUAGGAAGUGACGGGAGAGGGCUGGCGGGGCCACUUGCCUUGGGGUGGACACUGCCAGGCAGCAGCACUGAUUCCUACAGGAGGUGGGGCAGGAGGGGCUGUCCAGACACUGAACUGAACUGUUGCGGGGCUGAAGAAGCUGGGGUCCACACAGAGGUCCCCUUGGCCUGGCCUGAGGCUCCAGGGCUGAGAAAGUCAGGCAGAUGCAGAGUCUCAGCUGUGGGUGCCGGGGCCCUCCAUGGACUGCAUGCACAGGGGUUCCAGACCUGGACCCCAUCCUGGGUCUCGCUCCCUGGAGCCCAGGGACAGGUAGGUUCCAGCCCGGCCCUUGGGGCCCCAUAUACAUAGCCUGAGCUGGACACUCCUCUCACAGGCAUUUUUAAAGCAAAUAAAACAUCUAUUGUUCAGA